Rubroshorea leprosula is the source of this 886-nucleotide messenger RNA. NCBI's taxonomy places the organism in Eukaryota, Viridiplantae, Streptophyta, Magnoliopsida, Malvales, Dipterocarpaceae. The record is from the annotation of a GenBank genome assembly.
CCGUGAGAGGGUGGACUACGGGCUCAAGCAUGGAGGGGCCGUCGGUGCCGACCGGAGUUGAUGGUGGAUCCACUACGGAGAGGGUCUCUACCUUACCAUGGUCUCUCUUCACCAAGUCGCCACGUAGACGCAUGCGCGUUGCCUUUACCUGCAACGUUUGUGGUCAAAGAACCAUUCGGGCCAUCAAUCCCCAUGCAUAUACAGACGGAACUGUAUUUGUUCAGUGCUGCGGAUGCAAUAUUUUUCACAAACUUGUGGAUAAUUUAAACCUGUUUCACGAGAUGAAGUGCUAUGUGAAUCCAAGCUUCAACUACAGAGGAGAUCCAAAUUGGAAUUUGGGGUUCAAGUUCUUUGACGAAAAUGAUGAUGGUAGAGAAUUUCCAAUCUGAAGUGAAGAAAUCACUGGUACAGUGUAUAUUCAUCAAUCAUCACUUAUUCUCAUCACUUAUUCAAAUCCUUCUUGUAUAUAGAGUAAAAGACCUGUUAGUUAUUGGGUUAUUUGGGGUAGUCCAGACUGUGUAGCUUUUUAGUCAUUGGGUUUUUCUUAAGCCAAACAUUGUAUCACUCACUUAAGUUGACAUAUUUACGGGAAACAUAAACUUGUUGUUCAGUUGAUCUGCAAGUCUGCUUAGGUUUUGUUUGUAGGUUUGUCAAUGCUUAACACAGCGCAACAUUGACAAAUGAAUCUUUAGCUUUGUUGGUUUUGGCUAGCUUCUAAUUUGUAUUGUUGGCUUUGUUGCACACCUAAGCUUGGUUUUUCCUUAAAUUUAAGAACUUCUGAGACUGCAUUGUAAAGUGCAAAUGUCUUUGAUGUGCAUUCUUUUCCCAUUGUGAUCCUUGGCUUACUUUCUGGCACAACAUGCCAUAAUACAUGAUUAAUGCAUCG